Messenger RNA from Meloidogyne enterolobii, 547 nucleotides. The record is from the annotation of a GenBank genome assembly. Lineage: Eukaryota; Metazoa; Nematoda; Chromadorea; Rhabditida; Meloidogynidae.
CCUCCUCUAUUUAAAUUUGUGCCUCUCCCUCGUCCAUUGGAUCUAAAAUUUGGUGUUGGGAUCAUGUUCGGGUUUCGAUUUUGCCCAUUAUUCCAGCCUUGGCCCCUUUGGUUGUUAAAAUUCCGAAAAUUUCCAUUGCCUCGGUUCGCUUGGUUCCAUGUCGAGUAACGGUUCGAUUGUCCCCUCCAAUUUCCUCUAUUCCCUCUAUUCCAUUGGUUAUCUCUAUAAUUGUUAUUUUGGCGAUAAUUUUGGCCUUGGCUGUUUUGCCCUUCUCUCAUAUUCACAAACUCCCUAUUUCUAUUGGCUCUAAUCUCAUUCACCUCCGCGAGCGUUGCUUUCACCUCAAUCUCUUUUGUUCGCCUCCAAACAUCAUCUUUGAGAGAGUUUGUCAAUUCCUCCACUCUUUUAGCUUGGGUCACGGCCUCCGCCAGCGAAACUGGCUCCUCCAUAAAAAUCACCUUCUCUCUUAUCUCCGGUAACAGCCCCGCUCUCAGCCGAUCUCUACACUGCUCGUCCCUAAACCUCUUAGCCAUUUCUUCGUGCUGUC